This is a messenger RNA of Rodentolepis nana, 873 nucleotides long. The record is from the annotation of a GenBank genome assembly. NCBI's taxonomy places the organism in Eukaryota, Metazoa, Platyhelminthes, Cestoda, Cyclophyllidea, Hymenolepididae.
CUGCAACUAAAGGCUCUUCCUUUACAGUCAGCCCGAGUGGAAACUGCGAAGUCACAUGAUUUUUCUGAAGACGCGGAGAAGGCUAAAUCAGUUGAUGCUCUCUUCGCAUGGGCUCCUGCUACUGGCGAAUGCUACGUAACUUGCUUUCAUCCUCAUCCUGACCUAACCCUCGCUCUCAUGGAUAUCGAGGAGAUUGCCAAGGUCAUAGGGGAAUGGAGCCGCCUAACUUCCCAGUGUGCUGAACGCGGUUUUCAGUGGAUUCAGAUUUUCGAAAACCGAGGAGAAAUUGUGGGAUGUUCCAAUCCCCAUCCACAUUGUCAGGUCUGGGCUAGCGAUUUUAUACCAACUCGAGCCUUGAGGAGUGAUCUUGGCCAACAUGACUACUUCCGUCAACAAAAAAGACCACUCCUCCUCGAUUACGUUGCUCGUGAAGUCGCCGCUAAAGAGCGUAUCGUCGUUUCCAAUUCCGAUUGGGUUGUUCUAGUUCCGUGGUGGGCUUCUUGGCCUUUCGAGAGUAUGAUUCUUCCUCGAAAGCGCCAUGUUGGCCGUUUGGAUGAACUUUCACCGGAAGAAUGCUCUACCCUAGCCGAUGCCAUGUCAAAAAUUCUCGUUGCUUACGAUAAUCUUUUCGAGACCAGUUUUCCGUACUCAUUUGGCUGGUAUCAGACUCCACUACAGAGACAUGAGAAAGCGGUUUACUGGCAGCUGCAUGGAAUAUAUUUACCACCUUUGUUACGUUCUGCUACUGUCAAGAAGCAUAUGGUGGGAUAUGAGCUUCUAGCUGAGCUUCAAAGAGACUUAACUCAAGAGAAGGCGGCUGAUUUACUUCGUCAGGCAGCUGCAAAAAAGCACUACUUAAAACGGGCUUGUUAA